Messenger RNA from Bombina bombina (fire-bellied toad), 6802 nucleotides. It is a transcript of the gene MAN1A1, whose product is annotated as mannosidase alpha class 1A member 1. Gene Ontology annotation, cellular component: Golgi membrane; endoplasmic reticulum; extracellular exosome. Bases 486 to 2411 code for a protein of 641 amino acids. Gene Ontology annotation, biological process: N-glycan processing; carbohydrate metabolic process. The transcript has 12 exons. Gene Ontology annotation, molecular function: calcium ion binding; mannosyl-oligosaccharide 1,2-alpha-mannosidase activity. The record is from RefSeq and is a predicted model, not a curated record. NCBI's taxonomy places the organism in Eukaryota, Metazoa, Chordata, Amphibia, Anura, Bombinatoridae.
CAGGCGGAGGAUCGCAUGUGUAUGGGAUGUUCGUUUACCUACACACAGUACCCCGCCCCGGGGAAGGGGGAGUAACUUUCCGCCCCUCCCUCUCUUACUGAGAACAGGCUAGGGGGAAUCCCACACAGUCCACCCACCUAUACUCUCGACUUCCCUCGCUCCUCCCCCUCGGAUAAACUCUGUGACAAACAGCCCGGGAAGUGGAAGCUGGUGGACUCGGGACAAGUCAUCACAACAGGGAACACGCAGCUCAGGGAGACUGGAAACUUGCAUCACUGUGAUAGCCUAAGCCUGGGCUGAUCAGUGGAAUAACUUUUUAUUAUCCGUGUAGGGCACAAUUCAAGUAACCGACUUCAUCCACAAGUGUGUGGCACUUGUAUCGUGCACCUGGACGAAACCCUAGUGAUUACCUGAGCCCAGUGUGAGGUUUUGUUUUCCAGCGCACAGGUGUCCUAUCCGCAGCGAUAUAAAGUUGCAGCCGUGCCAUGCCAGGGGGCAGCCUCUUGCCAUUCAGCAGCGCCCCGCUGGGGUCGGUCGGAGGAGGAGCAGGCGGCUCCCCUGGAGGCGGGGUGUCGGGCUCCGGGUUGCUACUGCUGGGUCCCGCGGGGAGGAAGCUGUCCGGGUUUCGGCUAACGGAGAAGUUCGUGCUACUCCUGGUGUUUAGCGGCUUUAUCACUCUUUGCUUUGGGGCAAUAUUUUUCCUGCCUGACUCCCCUAAACUGCUGAGCGGAGUGUUUUUCCAGCAGCCUCCUCCACCACCUUCACAUAGGGCACAGAUCGGGCUGGACGAGGAUAUGUUUGUGGACGGGGGGCGCCUAGCGCGUAUUAGGGAAGAGCAUGAGAGAGCUCUGCGGGAGGCGAAGGACACCCUGAACCGGCCUGUGGAGGACAUUCAGGGGGACAUUCUCAGGGAUAAGGAACGAAUGGCACAAGGCAGGGUCACUGCCGGUGGGAAGAAGCUUCCUAGUCGGACUUUUACGCAGCCAAUUGGUGUGGUUGGCAAAGAGCCACAGGACCCUGCAGUGAAGGAAAAAAGGGACAAAAUCAAGGAGAUGAUGCAAUUUUCCUGGGAUAAUUAUAAACGUUAUGCAUGGGGAUUAAAUGAGCUGAAGCCUAUACAGAAACAAGGCCAUUCAAGUAAUUUGUUUGGUAAUAUCCAAGGAGCAACUAUAGUGGAUGCCCUUGACACAUUGUUCAUCAUGGAAAUGAAGGAUGAAUUUAAAGAAGCAAAGGAGUGGGUGGAGAAAAACUUGGAGUUUAAUGUGAAUGCUGAAGUCUCUGUCUUUGAAGUAAAUAUACGUUUUGUUGGUGGCCUUUUAUCUGCAUACUACCUCUCUGGAGAUGAGAUCUUUAGAAGAAAAGCAGUUGAACUUGGUGAGAAGCUUUUGCCUGCUUUCAAUACUCCUACUGGAAUUCCAUGGGCAUUGCUAAACAUAAAGAGUGGCAUUGGUCGCAACUGGCCAUGGGCAUCAGGAGGAAGCAGUAUCCUGGCUGAAUUUGGAACUCUGCAUUUGGAGUUUAUCCAUUUAAGUCAAGUAUCUGGGAAUCCAGUUUUUGCUGAAAAGGUCACGAACAUUCGAAAAGUGUUGAACAGACUGGAUAAACCACAAGGUCUAUACCCAAACUAUUUAAAUCCAAGCAGUGGUCAGUGGGGUCAACAUCACGUCUCUGUCGGAGGACUUGGGGAUAGUUUUUAUGAAUAUUUGCUAAAGGCCUGGUUAAUGUCAGACAAGACCGACCAUGAGGCAAAGAAGAUGUAUUAUGAAGCUGUUCAGGCCAUAGAGACUCAUUUGAUUCGGAAAUCUAGCAGCGGCUUGACUUACAUUGCUGAAUGGAAAGGAGGCCUACUAGAGCACAAAAUGGGACAUUUGACUUGUUUUGCCGGGGGAAUGUUUGCACUUGGAGCUGAUGGCGCGCCUACUGAUAAAACUGGACAUCAUACAGAGCUUGCAGCUGAAAUUGCACGCACUUGCCAUGAAUCUUAUGAUCGCACAACUAUGAAAUUGGGACCAGAAGCCUUUAGGUUUGAUGGAGGUGUUGAAGCAAUAGCAACAAGACAAAAUGAAAAGUACUAUAUCCUGCGACCAGAGGUUAUUGAAACAUACAUGUAUAUGUGGAGAUUCACACAUGACCCAAAAUACAGACAGUGGGGCUGGGAAGCAGUACAGGCGCUGGAAAAGUACUGCAGAGUGGAAGGAGGCUAUUCUGGUGUUAGAGAUGUUUACGCCGCUCAUCCCAGUCAUGAUGAUGUACAGCAAAGUUUUUACCUUGCGGAAACACUCAAGUAUUUGUACUUGCUAUUUUCGGAUGAUGACCUCCUCCCAUUGGAGCAUUGGAUAUUCAACACUGAGGCACAUCCUUUGCCCAUCGUACACAAAGGGGAUAGAACGACAGAGGGAAGAUCCAUAUGAAACUCCGCUCAUAAACUGUGUUCAUGGUGUUAAUUCGUUGCAUUCCCCCAACUCUCUGUUUUACAAGAUAAUGGAGCAGAGCAUCAUUCUUCAUUUUUGUUCGUUCGUUUUUUUCUGAAGUUACACACAAGCUGUUUUGCAGUCUGUUUAGUUUGUAGAUAUUUCUUGUUGAUUCUAGAGCCAUUCCAUUUCAUAUCUUAUAUAGAUGACUGUGAAUAAGAAGCACUUUUAUUUUUCCCCAUAGACAUUUACAUUUGAUUAGGCUGAAAUCACUUUUUUGCCAUAUAGAAUAGGUUAGUGUGCAUCAUUUUAUGGUUUAAAAAUCUUUCCUUUUCAUUUGACUGCAAAGAUUCUCCCUCCUCUGUGAGGAGAUUGUCUGCUUUAUGCUGUAAUAUUUUGCCAUGUUGCAAAAAGCCAUAAUGAAUAGUAUGAAAGAACUUUUUCUUUUCUUCUAGUUGUACGUGAAUCAGAUUUGUCUGAAACUCAUUUACAACAAAUCGUGUUACUGUGACAUCCUUUUCUUAAUGCGGGUUUUCUUUAAAAACUUUGUAGAGAUAUGACCGAAAGUGUUUCAUUAAUGAGACAGUGGUUUUCUGCAGGCAUUUCCCAAAUAAAUCUUACAAAUCUGUUGUGAGAAAACACCUAAUCCGUUCAACAAAAUCUGACUUAAAUAUAAAUGUCUACUGCCAUUUAACUAUGGUUUACUAGUCAGGGGUAAAAAACUACUAGCCCAGAGGGGAAAAGUUAGUAGUCCACUCAAUGUUAUAGAUAGGAAAAAAGUCAAAUUUCUAAGUCGUCCACUGGAAAUAUAUAUAUAUAUAUAUAUAUAUAUAUAUAUAUAUAUAUAUAUAUAUAUAUAUAUAUAUAUAUAUAUAUAUAUAUUUACCCUAUCCUUAGACAAUCUAAUUUGUGCAGAAUCAGAUAAUUUUUAAAUGUUUAUUUUCAUGAGAUGAUUUAUGUUGUUUAAAAUUUUCUUAGUUCUAUUAUGAUCCUAUAGCUGUUAAGAGAGUAUCUCUUUCCAAUUAUUAAAAACAAGAUCUGAUAUAUGUAUAUUUUUUGUAAUGUGACUUUAGUCUACUUUGAGACCAAAAUUAGUGGGAUCAAUUCUCAGUACUUUUAAAAAUUCCUUUAUAUUUUUUUCCUGUAAAUAUACCAAGGGCGAUUACUGAAAAAAUAUGAACUAAAAUAUGAAAUACUUUAUAGCCAGUAGUAACUAUAUCUAAAGUCUCUUGUAAAUAUCCUUUUUAAAGAAGAUCAUUUCUAUAGUAUAAAAUUUUAAAAAGUGACGUUUUAUUUAGUAAUACAGUGUGUAAUCCAUGCUUGAGAAGCGUCAGUGGGCUCCAUUUUAAUUACCCAUGACCUCUGUCUCUAGCGGGAGAAACCUCUCAGAUUCCUUAUCUUAUUCUUUGAAGUCUGUUAACCAAAAUGUAGAGAGAGAUUACACUAUGUGAUGAAAAGAGGAUUUAAUACAGUAGUUUCUAUCACUAUAUAAAGCACAUAAUUUGUCAUCAGAAAGUCAUUCUGGCUAAAUAAAAUGUAUUUACUAUCUUUUAUAUUACAUUGCAAACUCAGCAAACACAAAGUACAAUAAGACAGCAAUUUCCAUCCAUAUUGGCAGAUUUAUAAAAAUGAUCUCUUAAUAUUGUUAUAGAAGCAUUUACCUCAGGAGCCAUAGCAUUGGGCACAUUAAUAGAACAGAAGAUACUUUUGUAUUUCUAGAAAUGGUCCUUUCAUUUUCAAAUCCUUUUCUGGGGAGUAAAAAUUCUUUAGUUUAACCUGAAAUUACACUUAGCUCUGUAAACAUAGAUUACAUUUUCAAAUGUUGCAACACAUCUAAGAUGUUGUUAAUGUAAACAUAUAAUUUCACUAUGUAGGUCUAAAGGCCUUCUCUAAACUUGUCUAUGUAGUCAUAUUAAAGGGACACUAAACCCAAAUUUUUUAUGAUUCAGAUAGAGCAUGCAAUUUUAAGCAUCUUUCUAAUUUAAUCCUAUUAUCAAUUUUUCUUUGUUCUCUUGAUAUCUUUAUUUAAAAAGCAGGAAUGUAAAUCUUAAUUGCCUGCCUGUUUUUGGUUUAUAACCUGGGUUAUGCUUGCUUAUUUGUUUGCUAAAUGUAGCCACCAAUAAGCAAGCUCUUUCCAUGGUGCUGAACCUAAAAUGGGCCUGCUCCUUAGCUUAAUAUUCCUGCUUUUUAAAUAAAGAUACCAAAAGAACAAAGAAAAACUGACAAUAACGGUAAAUUAGAAAGUUGCUUAAAAUUGUAUGCUCUAUCUGAAUCAUGAAAAAAAAUGGGGUUUAGUGUCCCUAUAAUGGUGGUAAAACACACGCGCACACUUUCCCCCUCUAGUUCUGUUUUACUGCAGCACAUCUGUACAUUUGUCUGUUCUGUGGUAUCUGUGUAUCGGCAGCCAUUUGUCUAGACUGUAUGUUUACUGUAACAUUCAAUAUUAUUAUUUUUUACACUGAAGCCACUGUCAAUAUAUAUUUUGUCAUGUAAGAGUUUAAAGCAAUAUACUAAAAAUGUUGAAUCAUUAAUUAGAUUAAAUGGCUAUGCCUUAUUUUCUUAAUUUCCCCAUUUUCUAAAAAGCUGGUAUUUAGACAUGCACAAUACAUUAGAAAUAUAUUAAGAAGAGGAAAAAACACUGCAAGAAGACUUAAUGGGACCAUAUGUUUAAUUUAAAAGGUAGAUGACCUUGUUUUAAAAAAAAAAAAGUAAUUAAAAGUUCACUGUGUCAAUCGAUUAUUUUCAGUUACUGUACUAAGGCUGGAGCAAGAGGAUUUUAGUUUAUAUUGGUCUUAUUUAUGCAAUAAUAUAUUCAGAGGGACUAAUUAGUCAAUAGUAAAUAUUUCUUAAUAAUACUUUAUAAUUUAGUGUUUCUACAAAUUUGUAUUAGCAACACAACUUAAAGGGACAUGAAACACAAUUAUUUAUUUUAUGAUGUAGAUUGAGAAUACAAUUUUAAACAACAUUCCAAUUUACUUAUAUUAUCUAAUUUGCGUAAUUCUUUAGAUAUCCUUUGUUGAAGAAAUUGUAAUGCACAUGUGAGCCAAUCCCACGAGGCAUCUGUGCACCAGCCAAUCGGCAGCUACUGAGCCUAUUUAUAUAUGCUUUUCAACAAAGGAUAUCAAGGGAAUAAAGUAAAUUAGAUAAUAGAAGUAAAUUGGAAAGUUGUUUAAAAUUGCAUUCUCUAUCUUAAUCGUGGGGAAAAAAAUGGUUUCAUGUCCCUUUAAUGUAAUGUAACAUUUAUUUACAAUUUAAUGAUCCAUUAGAUCUGUAAUCAAAAUUCUUUUUUUUUUACUGAGCCACUAUUUCUUUUUGAUGCUGUGUCUUCUUGUACAAUAUGUUUGUUUCUUGAUAGCCCAUUGAUUACUACUAAUACUCAUGCCCCAUCAGAUUGGUGCUGUAUUAUCAAUGCGGAAUGUUAAAUAAAGAUUCUCUGUUUUUGCAUUGAAAAUGUAUAAAUAUCUCCAGAAACCUACAUAACAUGUUUCCUAUAAAUAAAUAUUUUUUUUUAAUUGAAGUAAAGAUAAAAAUAAAUGUACAUUCCAAUAUGUGAACUAUUUUAUGUAUAGUAAACAAUGAAAUGAACCUUUGGAACUGGUUAUACUAUGUAUAAAUGACCUCCUUAUUGCAUGGUACAAUAUAUUUAGGAAAUGGUGGCAACCAAAGUAGGUUUUCCAUUUGUGUAAAGAUCUUUCUGUGCCACUUUCAUAGAACUAUAUUAGUAGUGGUGUGUGUGUGUCCUUUGACCACUAGAGUGUAGAGAAUAGUCUCCAAGAAGCUUGAGGGAGAGGGAACCUUCUCCCCUACAGUUACUGUUCUCCUCUCUUCUUAGAUAUGUUCUUCUUUUUACCUAUUUAGAGUUAAGUAGGUCGAGCUCUGGGCGGUUUCUUACUUUGCACAUGUUAAGAAGGUUUUACUCUUCUCAAUACAUCCAGCUUUCCCUGAUCAUAAUCAGGACCCAACCUGUGGCCUUGCAAAACAAGUGGUUCCAACGUGCCUUGUAAACUUAAUAAGGUUAUCGCUAGUUUUAAAGCAUUUAUACUCUGCUAUAAACCAGUUGUUCGUAUUUUGACUGCCAGGACCUGCAAGUAAGAAAUUGUGAGGUGGGUCACGCCAUACAAAUUAUGUCAUUUUUCUGGGGUUUCCCAACAUCAGGUUCUUUUACAACAGUGUAUUUGCAGGUGAAUGCGUCAAAUUCCAGGCUCCCUGUGCUCCUUUUUGCUGUGUAUCCUAUGUAUGCUACAGUUAAGUGCACUUUAGUCUCUACUAAGUUGCUUAGUAUCUCUUAUAAUAUGUUUCUUAUGUUACUGGCAUAUGUGCACUAACAGGCUCCCAGUUAUGUGUCUAGUAGAACCCUCAUAGAACAUAAUUAUAAAUACAAGCAUUUCUUU